AUGCCUACAACUCUUACCAGACUAAAGGCUACUCUAACCGCGUUCCUCGCAAACGAACGUUUCAAACAACUCCGCAGAAAAGCCCACCGUCUGAGCACCAAGGACACCCACUGGAGCGACCUGGAGUACCCAUGCAUAACCGCCCAGCACGAGUGGAUAAGCGAGCAUCUUGAACUCGAGAGUCGCGGCCUCGCAAUCCUACAGAGAAUCAGCAGGCUGGAAAGCAAAAGCACCACCACCGCCAGCGACAAUGAUGUCAACGCCACCGUCCAAGGCUCGAAGAAAGAACCACGCGAAGACACCCGCCUGACAGUCCCCGAAAAAGCCACGCUCCUAAACACCUUCAUUAAAAUCCAACAAGUUAUCAAGGCGCACCUAGCAACCAUACCGCCAGGCAACACAACAGCCGCCUUCGAAAUCGACAGCAAGAACCUCGAGCCUGGUACUGGCCGGCGCGCGCAGUGGUUCCAUGGGCGCCGAUUGUGCGCUGAGCGCGGGGGAUGUUGUGCGCGGGGCUGUGGAUGCUGCGAGAGGCCUGUUACCAAGUACAUUGAGCAUUUGCUUGAGGAUGGGAAGGGGAGAUGGACGACCGUGCCGCUUUAUGGGCAUUGUACGGCGGAGUGUGGGUGCUGUAUUAGGGAGAGGGGGGUUUAUGAGCCUGAUAAGAGGAUUCCGGAUGCUGGGGUUGUGAAGGGGAUUUGA
Messenger RNA from Aspergillus mulundensis, 702 nucleotides. RefSeq lists its product as uncharacterized. The transcript has a single exon. Bases 1 to 702 code for a protein of 233 amino acids. The record is from RefSeq and is a predicted model, not a curated record. NCBI's taxonomy places the organism in Eukaryota, Fungi, Ascomycota, Eurotiomycetes, Eurotiales, Aspergillaceae.